AUGAGUCUCACACCAGUACAUUUCUUCUCUCAUGGCUCGACAAUGAUGCUAGGUGAGGAAUCCGAUUCAGCCACCUACUGGAAGAAAUGCGGCGACGAAGCUCUCGAACAAAACAUCAAAGGAGUCAUCAUGAUGGGAGCUCACUGGGACGCCCUUGGAGAUAAGCUAGAAGUAGCCAUGAACCCAACCCCUGGAAAGUCCCCCGUAGCAUACGUCCACCCAUCCAAAUACGCCGACUACAAAUUAGAGCCCGACCUCCCAACCGGUAAACGCUGCAUGGAACUUCUGCAAUCCGAAAAAUUCAACGUCAAACCCAAUGAUAAAUUCGAAUGGAUCCACGACACCUAUCUCAUUCUCAUCAGAAUGUUUCCUAAGAAAUGUCCACCAACGACUAUAAUCUCCAUGAACGCUCGCUUUGACCCGCAUUUCCACCUCCGAGUCGGCAGUGCCCUGCGUCCACUUCGUAAAGAAGGCUAUCUCAUCAUCGGAACGGGAGGUGCUGUUCACAAUCUUUUCCGAAAUAAGUGGGCUCCUAUGCUCAAGUACCGGGACAAUUUCGCACAGGAGACGCCUCCGGAAAGUUGGGCGUUGGAAUUCCGGCAGAGUGUUGAAGAUUGCUUCAGUAAUAACMGGGGACCGGCUUUACGUCGAGCUAUUACGAGGUUGAUGAAGCAUCCGAUGUAUCGGGAUGCUCAUGCUACGGAUGAUCAUUUUAUGGCUGCGUGUUUUGUUGCGGGAGCUGCUGGGGAUUGGGAGGAUGAGGGGGAAGAGAAGGGGAGGUUGGAGGCUGAGACUUGGGAGUUGACGAAUAUGUGUAACAGUCAGUUUACGAUCGGUUCCUGGAAGAAAGGGAGGACUGUGGGAAGCGUUCAUUGA
This is a messenger RNA of Ramularia collo-cygni, 876 nucleotides long. RefSeq names its product probable aromatic ring-opening dioxygenase family protein. The transcript is spliced from 4 exons. The coding region runs from base 1 to 876 and encodes 291 amino acids. Gene Ontology annotation, molecular function: zinc ion binding; ferrous iron binding; oxidoreductase activity, acting on single donors with incorporation of molecular oxygen. Lineage: Eukaryota; Fungi; Ascomycota; Dothideomycetes; Mycosphaerellales; Mycosphaerellaceae. The record is from RefSeq and is a predicted model, not a curated record.